AUGGAAUGGUUUAGGCGGAGCCAUCAGCAUCAGCGCCACCAGGAGCAGCAGAGCAGAAGGCGUGGGCCAGGCGCCCGGGGAAGUCGAGGCAGGCAAAAGUUCAGCGUGACGCUCAGCACGGGCCGCCAGGCAGACGUAGGCCAAGUUAGGAGCCUGGGGACGCCGGGGGUCCGGGGUCUAAUGCGCCAGCUCCGGGCUUACGGCUGUGGCGGCCUGCGCACCUCCCCGCAGGAAGCCAGGCCAGCAUUCCCCGGCCAGAGAUUUGAUUUCUGGAUAACGCGGCGGCUGCAGCAGGAAUGCAGGUUCCUCAUGAGGGUGUUGGACUCCUACGGCGACGACUACCGGGCCGGCCAGUUCACCUUCGUGCUGGAGGAUGAAGGCAGUCAGGGCACUGACGCCCCCACUCCCAGCAACACAGAAAAUGAGCCCCCGGAGAAAGAUGGGCCCUCGCCCCCCAGAAGGACACCCAUACCCCGCGAAUCCAGCAGCCCGGCACCUGGAGAGGGGCCUAGAGGACGGAAGAGGCGACGAGCACCCCAUGAUGGCCGGCGAGGAGGUGCCUCACUGACCCCAGAACUGGCCCCGAUCAAGGUGGAGGAGGACUUUGGCCUGGAAGCCGACGAGGCCCUGGACUCUGGCUGGGUUUCACAGGAACCCGACAAACUGCUGCCCUACCCCACCCUGGCCAGCCCUUCCUUCGACUGACACCCCCCCAAAUAAACCUACCCACCCACCGCAAAAAAA
Molecule: messenger RNA, 744 nt
Organism: Suncus etruscus (white-toothed pygmy shrew)
Lineage: Eukaryota; Metazoa; Chordata; Mammalia; Eulipotyphla; Soricidae
Product: TCF3 fusion partner homolog
Exons: 2
Coding region: 1-705 (234 amino acids)
Biological process (GO): apoptotic signaling pathway; apoptotic process; positive regulation of apoptotic process
Cellular component (GO): Ino80 complex
Molecular function (GO): DNA binding
Source: RefSeq, a predicted model, not a curated record